AAAGGAGGAGCUGGGGGCGGCCCCGCGCGUCCCAGAGCUCCCAGCUCUUUAAAAGCCGACGGCCUUGACAACUCCGCUGGCCGUGCAUCCCGCCGCCCGGUGUCCACGCGCUCCCACCUGCAGCCAGCUCUCGGUGCCAAGAGGCCGGGACGCUCCGCCAGCAGCGCGAUCCCAGACGCGCCCAUGCGGCCGCCCAUCAUGUCCGGGCACUUUCUGCUCGCGCCCAUCCCGGAGUCCUCCUCCGACUACCUCCUGCCCAAGGACAUCAAGCUGGCGGUGCUGGGCGCCGGCCAUGUGGGAAAGAGCGCAAUGAUUGUGCGCUUCCUGACCAAGAGAUUCAUCGGCGACUAUGAACCGAACACAGGCAAACUGUAUUCCAGACUCGUUUACGUGGAGGGGGACCAGCUAUCCCUACAGAUUCAAGACACCCCAGGAGGCAUCCAGACCCAAGACAACCUCAGCAACACAGUUGAUUCUCUGUCCAAGUGCAUGCAGUGGGCUGAGGGCUUUCUGCUGGUCUACUCCAUCACAGACUAUGACAGUUACCAGUCUAUCCGGCCCCUUUACCAGCACAUCCGGAAGGUCCAUCCUGACAGCAAAGCCCCUGUCAUCAUCGUGGGGAACAAAGGAGACCUUCUGCAUGCCCGGCAGGUGCAAACACAUGAUGGUCUUCAGCUAGCCAAUGAGCUGGGUAGCCUGUUUCUUGAAGUUUCUACUAGUGAAAACUAUGAAGACGUCUGUGAUGUGUUUCAGCAUCUCUGCAAGGAAGUGAGCAAACUCCACAGCCUCAGCGGGGAGCGGAGAAGGGCAUCUAUCAUCCCGAGGCCUCGUUCCCCCAACAUGCAGGACCUGAAGAGGCGCUUCAAGCAGGCUCUGUCUUCUAAAGUAAAAGCCCCCUCCACCCUAGGGUGACCCAUCUCAAACAGACCAAUGUCUUUUUUAUUAUUGCAUUUGUGCAGCUACAAAGACUGGGCCUUUCCCUUUUAAAACACAUUCAGAGUUUAUUUUUAUAAUGACUUUAUUGGCUUUCAAGUGUAUGUGUAUUUCUGAAAAUUCAAACAGUCAUUAACUAGAAGUUUUUUUAAAUAAGUUUUUUUUUUUUUUUACUGUAAC
Messenger RNA from Nannospalax galili (Upper Galilee mountains blind mole rat), 1113 nucleotides. RefSeq names its product RAS like family 11 member A (gene Rasl11a). The transcript has 4 exons. NCBI's taxonomy places the organism in Eukaryota, Metazoa, Chordata, Mammalia, Rodentia, Spalacidae. The record is from RefSeq and is a predicted model, not a curated record. Gene Ontology annotation, molecular function: GTPase activity; GTP binding. Bases 184 to 912 code for a protein of 242 amino acids.